Molecule: messenger RNA, 2880 nt
Organism: Elephantulus edwardii (Cape elephant shrew)
Lineage: Eukaryota; Metazoa; Chordata; Mammalia; Macroscelidea; Macroscelididae
Gene: MYO19
Product: myosin XIX
Exons: 24
Coding region: 1-2880 (959 amino acids)
Biological process (GO): actin filament organization; vesicle transport along actin filament
Cellular component (GO): cytoplasm; myosin complex; actin cytoskeleton
Molecular function (GO): actin filament binding; ATP binding; microfilament motor activity
Source: RefSeq, a predicted model, not a curated record
AUGCUCCAGCAGGUUAACAGCCACAGUCUGGACUCUGAUAGCCAAAUUGGGGAACCCAUUGGAGGAAACCUACAGGAUUUUCUGGAUGGGGAGACCCUUUUACACGAACUGGAUGACCUCACCAAGGUGAAUCCUGUGACUCUGGAGACAGUUCUGAGGUGCUUGCAGGCUCGGUACACAACAGACACCUUCUACACCAAUGCUGGCUGCACCCUGGUGGCUCUGAACCCCUUCAAGCCCUUCCCUCAGCUCUACUCAGCUGAGGUGAUGAGAGAGUAUCACACUGCAGCUCAGCCUCAGAAACUGAAGCCCCACGUCUUCACUGUGGGUGAACAGACCUACAGGAAUGUCAAGAGCCUGAUGGAGCCAAUUAACCAGUCUAUUGUUGUCAGUGGAGAGAGUGGUGCUGGAAAGACAUGGACCUCUCGCUGCCUAAUGAAGUUCUAUGCUGUGGUGGCCUCCUCACCUACAUCCUGGGAGAACCACAAGGUUGCAGAGAGGAUCGAACAGCGGAUCCUGAACUCCAAUCCUGUCAUGGAAGCCUUUGGGAACGCGUGCACACUGAGGAAUAACAACAGCAGUCGCUUUGGGAAGUUCAUCCAGCUCCAGCUGAACAGGGCCCAACAGAUGACCGGAGCCGCAGUCCAGACCUACCUACUGGAGAAAACUCGAGUGUCCUGCCAGGCCUCCAGUGAGAGGAACUUUCACAUCUUCUACCAGAUCUGCAAAGGAGCCAGCGAGGAAGAGCGGCUGCAGUGGCAUCUCCCCAAGGGGGUCACCUUUACCUGGCUGCCCAACCCAGAGAAGGCUUUGGAAGAGGAUUCCUUUGAGAUCACCAGAGAGGCUAUGCUCCAUUUGGGCAUCGACACCCCUACCCAGAGCAACAUCUUUAAGGUCCUCGCUGGCCUGCUGCACCUCGGCAACACACAGUUUGCUGACUCAGAGGAUGAGGCCCAGCCCUGCCAGCUCAUGGACGGUGCCAAAUGCUCUGUCAGGACAUCGGCCUCACUGCUGCAGCUCUCAGAGGAUAUGCUGCUGGAGACACUGCGGAUCAGAACCAUCCGGGCAGGCAGGCAGCUGCAGCAGGUGUUCCGGAAGCCUUGUUCCCGCGCCGAGUGUGACACCCGAAGAGACUGUCUGGCCAAACUGGUCUACGCAAGGCUGUUUGACUGGCUGGUAUCGGUGAUCAACAGCAGCAUCUGUGCAGACCCUGAUGUGUGGACCACUUUCAUAGGCCUUCUGGAUGUGUACGGGUUUGAGUCAUUUCCCAGCAACAGUCUGGAGCAGUUGUGUAUCAACUACGCCAAUGAGAAGUUACAGCAGCACUUUGUGGCUCACUACCUCAGGGCUCAGCAGGAAGAAUAUGCAAUUGAGGGCCUAGAGUGGUCAUUUGUCAACUACCAGGACAACCAGCGCUGUUUGGAUCUCAUCGAGGGGACCCCCAUCAGCAUCUGCUCCCUCAUAAAUGAGGAGUGCCGCCUUAACCGACCAAGCAGUGCAGCCCAGCUCCAGACACGCAUCGAGAGUGCCCUGGCCGAGAGCCCUUACCUUGGCCAGAACAAGCUCAGCCGGGAGCCCAGCUUCAUUGUGGUGCACUACGCAGGGCCUGUAUGCUACCUCACUGCCGGCCUGGUGGAGAAGAACAAGGAUCCUGUACCUCCUGAGCUGACCACACUCUUGCAGCAAUCCCAGGACCCCCUGCUCAAGGUGCUGUUUCCUACCAAUCUGAAGGAGGAAUCUCAGGAGGAGCCCUCUGGCCAGAGCAGGGCUCCCAAGUUGACAGUGGUAUCCAAGUUCAAGGCCUCCCUAGAGGAACUCCUACAAGUCCUGCACAGAACCACACCCCACUACAUUCGCUGCAUCAAGCCAAACAGCCAGGGCCAAGCACAGACCUUCAUCCAAGAAGAGGUUCUGAGCCAGCUGGAGGCCUGUGGCCUUGUGGAGACCAUACACAUCAGUGCUGCUGGCUACCCCAUUCGGGUCUCUCACCGGAAUUUUGUGGAACGAUAUAAAUUGCUGAGAUGGCUCCAUCCUGACACAUCCCCUGCCCAAAGGCAUUCAGAAAGGCUUCCCAGUGCUGAGGAGGCCACACUGCAGCCUGUCCUCCAGGACAUUCUCCACAUUCUACCAGCUCUAACCAAGGCAGCAGCCACACUCAGUUACCACACUGAGGCCACACCAGCCCAGGUGCUCUGUGGCAGGACCAAGGUGUUCAUGACUGACUCCACGCUGGAGCUUCUGGAACUUGGACGUACCCAGGUGCUAGAGCAGUGUGCCCGCUGCAUCCAGGCUGGCUGGAGGCACUACCUGCACUGCAAGCAGGAGAGGCAGAGGCGGGCCGCCGUGCUCAUCCAAGCAGCCAUUCGUUCCUGGUUAACUCGGAAACACAUCCAGAGGCUCCACACAGCUGCCACCAUCAUCAAGCGUGCAUGGCAGAAGUGGAGAAUCAGAAUGGCUUCUCUUGCUUCUAAAGAACUGGAUGGUGCAGAGGAAAAAUGCUUGUCUCCACCUCCCCAUUCCGUGAGCUCCUUCCCGCUGCCUCUCCUGGAAGCCAGGUUCCUGAGUGCAGUAGUCCGCCUCUGGCCCCUGGGACUGGUCCUGGCCAAUGCAGCCAUGGGUGUGCAUGGCUUUCAGAGGAAACUAGUGGUCUGGGCCUGCCUUCAGCUUCCCCUGAGUAGGCCCAGCAACAAUGCUGUCCAGAUUGCACAACACGAGCAGGCUGGUGUCACUUCCAUACGAGCACUGCCUCAGGGUUCGAUAAAGUUUCACUGCAGAAAGUCUCCCCUGCGCCAUGCUGACAUCUGCCCUGAAACUUCGCCCUACCAUGUUACUGGCUUUAAUCAGAUUCUGCUGGAAAAGCACAGGCUGAUCCAAGUGUGA